AUUUCCCCCCCCCCCACCGGCUUUUCUGAGUGGCUCUGCGCCUCGUGAUGGGCUAUAAACCUCCCCAUUCCCUCCCCGUGUUCACACCUUGAUACCACCACCACCACCAACCCACCAACCCAUCCACUCUCCAUCCCACACAGACACAACACGGACACACACAAGUCCGCCCACGUAUUCCGGGGUGAUGGUAGGGGAAGGUGGGAGGCACAUCUGUGAUCAUCAUUUCGCCUGGAGCAAAAGUCGAUCGGGUUGAACGACUUCUGGCCGCCUUCUGAAACCGGUUUCGCCCGUUCCGCUCGAAGCGAAAGAAGCCAAGACCCAAGGGGAGGCCCUCAGGAUGCGGCAGACUAAAGCGACCUCGUGGGGGAGCCUGGCGAUGAUCCUCGCCGUGCUCGUGGCCGGCGCGUCGGGUCAAAUUGCCAAAACCCCGCCGCCGCCUAAGACGACGGCGGCGGCGUCCACCGCGUCCACCGGCACCACGGUCACCACGACGCUGCCGGGCGGCGUUCCGUCGUCGCCGCCGUACGUCACCGGGGGGCCGUCGACAGCUCCGGGCAACGGCACGUCACCGGGGCGCAACGAGUCGUCGCCGGCGGCGCCCAACUCCACCGCCACCGAGGCGCCGGCGUCGACCGCGAACGCCACCGCCGCCGCCAACGCCACGGCACCCUCCGCUGCCACUGCCGGCAACGUCAGCACGGUGUCGGUCGCGGCGAACGCAACGGCCAACGGAACGGGCAACGGAACGGGCAACGGAACGGCCAACGGAACGGCCAACGCAACCGCCAACGGAACGGCCAACGCAACGGCCAACGCAACGGCCGAGGCGACGACAACAGUGACGACAACGACGACGGCAACGACGACGGCGACGACAACAGUGAAGACGACGACAACGGCAAAGGCGACGACCAAAGCGGCGACGACGCCCAAGAGCGUGGCGAGCACGACCGUGAUGAACGCGAAGGGAGACGGUAGCAGGAAUGACAAAGCCAGCAGUGCAGAGGGCUCGGGCCACGUGGCGGGAGUCGUGUUCGGAGUGCUCCUGGCCAUCGCGCUCAUGCUGGGCGUACUGUUCGUCGUGCGCAAGCGCUACAUGAUCAACCGCCCGUUCCACCACCAGCGUCUCCUGGACGACGGCAGUGACGACACGGGUCUCUAAGAAGAAAAACCCCACUGCAUCAUCAUCAUCACCUUCUUUCCCAUGGGUGACCGCUGACGGACAAGCACGUGUUUCGGAGUCACAUCUCCCCGUCUUUAUAUUUUUUUGUCUCUGUUCGAGACACUUAGCCCACUUCGCAGCACCACCCAGAGGGUGGGGGGCUGGAAAUCAAAAGUGCAUCAUGGUUGCGUGCCUCCCCCGCCCGCCCUCCGCGGUUGCCGAAUUUCACGGUGAAACUUCAAAGAGGGCGAGCCCCGAGUCAAGUAACACACAACGCCCGCAAACAAGCAGGCGCACACACACACGCAUGUGUGUAGAUGUAGAUGCCACUGGUUAUUCACGUUCUGCAGAUAUAGAUGCUACUGAUUCUUCACGUUCUGCAGAUGUAGAUGCCACUAAUUCUUCACGUUCUGCAGAUGUAGAUGCCACUGGUUCUUCACGUUCUGUAGAUGCUACUGAUUCUUCACGUUCUGCAGAUGUAGAUGCCACUGGUUCUUCACGUUCUGCAGAUGUAGAUGCCACUGGUUCUUCACGUUCUGCAGAUGUAGAUACCACUGGUUCUUCACGUUCUGCAGAUGUAGAUACCACUGGUUCUUCACGUUCUACAGAUGUAGAUGCCACUGGUUCUUCACGUUCUGCAGAUGUAGAUGCCACUGGUUCUUCAUAUUCUACGGAUGUAGAUGCCACUGGUUCUUCAUGUUCUGCAGAUAUCGAUGCUAAUUCCCUUUGGCGCUUGUGUUUCCUCUCUACUCUUCAUCUCUGCAUAAAUCAACUUGUGACGGGCAAUAGAAUCAUUGAACAGCGGUAAUAAUAAUAAUAAUAGUACAAUUUGUAACGCGCGCAAAUUUGCAGACGUAGUGGCCGCAACUCAGAGGCGCGGAGCCAAGCUCAAAGUCGCUCAAAAGCAUGAUUGUAGAGGUGAGUUUUUAAGUGUCUCUUGAAGGAGGCGAUUGAGGUGAUGCUGCGAAUGUGCAGAGGGAUAUCGUUCCAGACUGUUGGGGCUGCCACCGAGAAGCGGCGCGUAGACAUGACCAUCCUGGAUCUUGGUAUUGAGAGGAGGUCGUGAGUCGCGCUGCGCAGGCAUCUGCCGUGUGCUGAGCUGCAAGUUGUCAGUAAUGAAGAAAGAUACGGCGGGACAUACGGACAGGUUUGUGCGUAUCUCUGAAAGUUCCUAAGUCGAAUAAUUCGUAAGUAGAGGUAGUCCCUGUACUGCAUCGGGCGCAAGCUGAGGGUGGGGGGUCAGGGAAUUGGGUGAUGGGGUUAGUGGCAACGUUGGCGAUGCAACAGAUGUUCAUUAGGGAUAAAGUACGGGUUGGUUGUCCCUGUGGAGGCGGCAUUGCCGAGGGGACAGGACAGGAAGGGUGGGUCACCCUUAACACGUGAAGGACACGGGUUCGAAUCCCCACCUCGGGCUACCGAGUAUUUUCUAUGUUUUAAUCCGCUCCCUCUGGCUAUCGUAACCUUUCCGGCAACCAACGCUGUUUUUGUAAAUGGUCCGUAGAACAUUACCUAGGUGAUGUUAUAGGGACGCUACUUUGAACAAGAACAUAAUUGGUCUACAGCACAUUACCUAGGCGAUAUUGCAGGGACGUUACUUCGAACAUGAACGUAACUAAAUCUUGACUUAAAGCUUUCGUGACCGCAGGAAUUCAUGUUCUUUGGGUCUUUCGGUAAAGCCACGAGGAUAUAAAAAAUAACAAAAAUCUAAAUCACGACGUUUCAAUCGCAACACAAGCAAUCGUCUUCAGGUGAAGAAGAGUGGGAAAUCUGCUGAGGCAGACUGUCUAAAUCUUUAUAAACAGGCCUGCCUCAGCAGAUUUCACCAUCUUCUUCACCUGAAGAUGAUUGCUUGUGUUGCAACCGAAAAGUCGUGAUUUUGAUUUUUGUUAUUAUUUUUCUACGUGGCUUUACCGAAAGACCCAAAGAAUAUGAACGUAACUGAUCUACAGCACAUUACCUCUUUGAUGUUGUAGGGACGUUACCUCUAACGCGAACAGAAAUAGUCUCUAGCACAUUACCUCUUUGAUGUUGUAGGGACGUUACCUCUAACGCGAACAGAAAUAGUCUCUAGCACAUUACCUUGGUGAUGUUGUAGGGGGUGGGAUUUCGAACAUAAACGGCGUGUGAUAAUUAUACACAUUUUACCCGGUAAAUUUAACUUAAUUGGCGCUUGCCUCCCUGAGCAGGGAGUUAUGAGCGGGGGUGUGAAGUCUCUUGCUUGCCCACCACCCCACCCCCGUCUACCAAGCGGGGCAAAGCGCCAGCCUCUCUCUUACUCCCUUGUGGCGCUGCCUAGUGUGGUGGGUUUUCACGGUUUUUACCUCCUCGUUCAGGAUAUGUUCGUUAACAAACAACAAUUUAGAAGGAAAGCACGAAUUUCUCCCGGUGGUUACGUGGCGAGGCGGUGUGCAGACACCGGCUCCGUCCGACGUGACGUUUUGAGGCUUCGUUUAGUGAGCAAAUCAAACCAAAAAAAAAGACAAGGUCAUGGUCCAGCACUGACGUGACAUCGAAUUCCAUUUAAGUGACGCCGCUAGAUUUCCAGAACGAGUGUGAUUUUAAAGUAUUUUUGUUGUUGUUUUAAGACGCGAGGUUGCCACCUGUCCUUGCUUUGAUGUCACGAUAUCCCUGCGUUGAUGCAUUUAAAUUAAUUUAAUGGAUGUCACUAGAUUGCCACGGUUACCAUUUUUAAUCGUUUACUGUACUGGUUUUCCCAAGAUCAUCCUCUUAUUGAGGUUAGCUCCCGUGGGAUAUCUGCAAGUCUUCGCAAAGUCCUGGUUUUUUUUGUCAGUCGCGUGAAAGCACACCACUCAAUACCGUGCAUUUACAUGCAGUCAUCCUCCCCUCUUCUGCUGUUAUGAAUACAGGGUGCUUUAAAAAAUUGUUAACACUUCUGAGAAUUUGCAACAGUACCACAAGAAAUGUACCUCCGAGCUCUGGAGACCACCUGGAGAAGAUUCCAGGCGUGCGUUGACAAUGAUGGCGAAUAAGCGGAGACUCUUUGACUUUUUGAAGCUAUUAACAUGACAUUUGUUGUCAUGUCACAGCGUAUUAUUAUUCGUUACUUUUCCCAUUGAAAACUAUAAUCCCAUAUAAGUGUUAACAUUUCUUUUGAAGCACCCUCUAUUCUCCUGCCUCAUGACAUGUCCCAGGGGGUUAUUCUGGUGCACUUCAAAGAGGUGGCCAACCCUGCACCAACGAAACUUUGAGCCCAAACAGCGCUGGAUGAGCCCUGUUCGUUUUUUUUUAAGACUCAACUUUCCUUUGAAACAUCGGGUGAAAAGAACGAACACUCCAUGGCCGGCAAACGACCACCACGGCACACAUCGCACGCACCUCUGUCAACGAAGAACGCAGUUGAUCACUGGCUUUUAAGCAGAAGAAUAAUAGCGUAAAUAAUGCUGUUUUGCACUAAGAGUACACAUUGUUUUUUGUUCGUAUAUCUUUGGAUAUGCCGUAUGUGUGUGGGUGCUUUCUGUAAGAUACCUUGGGAGUUGUUAUACUUAGGUGUCAAUGUUGCACCAUUGUCCACUGUUGUGUGGCACUAUGCUAAAAGCAUAUCGAUGUGGAGUGUGGCCAGGAUUUAAGUUACAAGUGUUCUGUCGUAACAGCUAUGCCUUUUAAACUAUUUUUAACGUGAGGAAAACAAUCUAUAUAUGUAAAGUUUGUUGUUGUAUUGCAAUGUUUUCCUUUACAAUAUUUUCUGCCACCGGUUGUUGAUUCUCUUACACUUUUACAAUAAAUAACCCUGGAGCCUCCGCUAUUACACAACGUUGUUACUACAACUUUUACGAAUCUACAGCUUAAAUAUCAAAGUGUAAAAGUGUUGUCUUUUGCUCCAGUGAAGUGAGAUAGCGCUUCCGCUCGCGUUAAAGAGUCCUCGAUACGCUGAGCAAGCCGCCAAGACUCGUUGCCCGUGACCUCUCUCGACAGAACUUUUGUCGCGUCGCUGUUUGCCACGCAAGUUGCCUUAACUGCCCUGGUCAAUGUGCUGCCGGUCACAAUUUGGCCAAUUAACUGGCUCCGGUGUGCUAUGGCCUCACGGUCAGUGUUGUCAAUUCCUCACUGUGUUCGUGGCGGGGCGAAGGUCUAGCAGUAGGGCAAACCGCUAUUGACCUCCGACAGUCGUAAUAAUGUUAACAACGCCGAAAGGGUGAAGGGCUGAGUUGACACUCGCGACGGGGUAGCGAACUCGCAACCUUUCCGAAUUAAGAAUUUGAUUGUGAAUCUUACGUCAGCAUCACCGGUUCCGAUCAUUUGCACAGAAUGUAUUUCCUAACGUUGAAUAAAAAAAAAAGUAUGGAAUUA
Lethenteron reissneri (Far Eastern brook lamprey) is the source of this 5473-nucleotide messenger RNA. RefSeq names its product autotransporter adhesin BpaC-like. The record is from RefSeq and is a predicted model, not a curated record. NCBI's taxonomy places the organism in Eukaryota, Metazoa, Chordata, Hyperoartia, Petromyzontiformes, Petromyzontidae.